Messenger RNA from Sturnus vulgaris (Common starling), 1099 nucleotides. NCBI's taxonomy places the organism in Eukaryota, Metazoa, Chordata, Aves, Passeriformes, Sturnidae. The record is from RefSeq and is a predicted model, not a curated record.
GAUCCAAAACGGCUUACCCGGCGCUUUCUUAAGGGGGUCCCAGAUGGUUCUCAGAGGGCUCCGGGGGAUCGCAGCGGGGAUCCAGAGGGAUCCAGAGGAAUUCUGUGGAAUUCCCCGACCCCCCUUCCCCCACGCGCUCCGUCGGUCUCUUUCGUUUCCGCGUCCCAACCUGAGAGGCCGGGAUCUACCCGGCGACCGGUGACGUCUCUCAGAUGUCGGGCUGCCAUUGGCGGACAGGAAAUAUCGGCGCCAAUGGCGAAGCCGGAGGCUGCUCUGAGGGCGGGGUCAGUGCUGGGGGCGGGGCCAGUUCUGGGUACGGGCCCGCAGCGGAGCAGCGCGAUGCCUCCAGAGCUGGGUCUGCUCUUGGGGCUCCUGGAGCUCCUCUGGGAUCCGGGGGGCGCGCCGAAAGUUCUCCACUCCCUGCGUUACCUGUCUGUGGCGGUGUCAGAACCCAGCCCGGGGGUCCCUGAGUUCAUGAUGAUUGGGUUCCUGGAUGGGAUCCCCUUCGUGCGCUAUGACAGCGAGCGGGGCCGGGCAGUGCCGCUGACAAAGUGGAUAAAGGAUGGAGCCGAGCCGGAAUAUUGGGAUAGGAUGACUGAGACCUGCAAGUGGAAUGAGCACAUGGAUGCCUGGAACCUGGAGACACUGCGGGACCGGUACAACCAGAGCAGAGGUCUCCACACAUUGUUCACAGUUCACGGCUGUGACCUCCUGUCUGACGGGAGCAUCCGUGGAUCCUACCGGGAUGGCUACGAUGGGCGGGAUUUCCUCUCCUUUGACCUGGGAUCCAGGAGAUUCGUGGCGGCCGACAGCGCUGCUGAGAUCACCAGGAGGCGCUGGGAACAUGAGAACGAGGCUAAGGGUUUCACAAAUUACCUGGGGCACGAAUGCCCGGAAUGGCUCCAGAAAUACAUCGGAUAUGGGCAGAAGGAGCUGGACCGCAAAGGUGGGAGCAGAAUUCCUGUGGGAAUGUGGGAUUUGGGAAUGGAGGAUUUGGGACCAUAGGAAUUCCAGGGGCAGGUCUCACCCCCAUCCCAUUCCAGUGGGAAUUCCAGGGGCAGGUCUCACCCCCAUCCCAUUCCAGUGGGAAUUCCACGGA